AUUGUCGCUUGCUGAUGAUGUAAUUUUCAGGCCCGUAUAGGAGUUUAGAGUCACUGUUAGGAUGGCUGUAUUAUUAGAAACCACGUUAGGAGAUAUUGUUUUUGAUUUAUAUACAGAGGAAAGACCGAGGGCUUCCUUGAACUUCCUUAAGUUGUGUAAAAUCAAAUUUUACAACUACUGUCUCAUUCACAAUGUUCAGAGAGAUUUUAUCAUCCAGACUGGUGACCCCACAGGCACUGGCCGGGGAGGUGAAUCUGUUUUCAGUAAAUUGUAUGGUGAUCAAGCUAGGUUUUUUGAAGCAGAGAAAGUGCCCAGGAUCAAGCACAAGAAAAAGGGGACAGUGUCUAUGGUGAAUAAUGGCAACGACCAACAUGGCUCUCAGUUCCUUAUUACUACAGGGGAAACCCUGGAUUAUCUUGAUGGGGUUCACACGGUGUUUGGGGAGGUAACUGAAGGCAUGGAUGUCCUGAUGAAGAUCAAUGAGGCCUUUGUAGACAAGGAUUUUCUCCCUUUCCAGGAUAUCAGAAUAAACCACACGGUGAUCCUGGACGAUCCCUUUGACGAUCCACAUGGCCUUCCAAUACCUGAUCGCUCUCCUGAACCAACAAAGGAACAGCUAGAUAGUGGACGUAUAGGAGCUGAUGAAGACAUUGAUGACGCCAAAGGAAAGAGUUUGGAGGAAGUGGAUGAAGUGAUCAAAGAGAAAGAAGCAAAAACACAGGCCAUACUUUUGGAGAUGGUAGGUGACCUGCCUGACGCAGAUAUUAAACCCCCUGAAAAUGUCCUGUUUGUUUGCAAACUGAAUCCAGUCACCACUGAUGAAGAUUUGGAGAUCAUAUUCUCUCGAUUUGGACUCAUCAAAAGUUGUGAAAUCAUUCGAGACUCGAAAACCAAAGAGUCCCUGUGCUACGCUUUCAUUGAGUUUGAAAAGGAAGAAGACUGUGAAAAGGCUUACUUUAAGAUGGACAAUGUGCUCAUCGAUGACCGGAGAAUACAUGUGGAUUUUAGCCAGUCUGUUGCUAAGAUUAAAUGGAAAGGAAAAGGUGGAAAGUAUACUAAGGAUGACUUCAAAGCCUAUGAGAAGGACCUGGAUAAACGUUCCAAAUUGGCUCUAAAAGACAAAAUAAAACCCAAACAAGACUCCAAAUAUGAUCUUCUUCUGGAGGAAGGGACGGAGGAAGCUGGGGGAAGCCAGUGGCAUUCUGGGAAAAAGCACAAAGAGAAGAAGCACCACUAUUCUGAUGAUGAGGAUGAAAGGAAGUCAAAGAAGUCCAAGCACCGCCGAGACAGCCUGGAGGAUCAGUACAGAGACCAGGCGAGGAGUGAGAGGAAGGCUGAGCGACGCCGCAGUCAUAGCAGGAGUCGCUCCCGGGAGAGAGACAGCCACAAAGCUAGCAAGUCAAAGGGGGACCGGGACCGUGAGAGGAGGGACAGGAGCCGGAGUCCAAGGAAAUUCAAAGACAAGGAACGCAGCCGGCACAGAUGAGGAGAACCCCCACUCACAGAUUCAUCCAGGAACCCUUGCCCCCUGUUUUUUUUUUUUUUUUUUUUUU
Messenger RNA from Acipenser ruthenus (sterlet), 1553 nucleotides. It is a transcript of the gene ppil4, whose product is annotated as peptidylprolyl isomerase (cyclophilin)-like 4. The coding region runs from base 62 to 1486 and encodes 474 amino acids. The transcript is spliced from 13 exons. Gene Ontology annotation, cellular component: nucleus. Lineage: Eukaryota; Metazoa; Chordata; Actinopteri; Acipenseriformes; Acipenseridae. Gene Ontology annotation, molecular function: RNA binding; peptidyl-prolyl cis-trans isomerase activity. The record is from RefSeq and is a predicted model, not a curated record. Gene Ontology annotation, biological process: protein peptidyl-prolyl isomerization.